GAAGAGAGGAGCAGUACAAAUACAACUGGCAGUGAGGUUGUGGAAUCCAAAAAAGCAGAGGCUACUGUGAACCAGUGUGUCAGGCUCAAGAGGAGGUCCCCUCCCCACUCCAAGUGAAUACCAACAACUACACGCCUCAACAUCUGCACACUCUGACAUCUAUUGGGACCCCAACAUCUGAGCACCUCAACAUCUGUGCACCCUGACAUCUACUGAGGCCUGGAUCUCUUGCUCCUCCACAUCUGCAUACCAUAACAUCUACUGGGCCCCAACCUCUGUGGGUCUCCACAUCUGUGCACCCUGGCAUCUACUGGGGUCCCAACGUCCGUGCACCUUGACAUCUACUGGGGCACUGACUUCUACUCCUCUACAUCUGCACAUGGUAACAUCUACUGGGGCCCUGACUUCUCCACUCAAUAUCUGAGCACCCUGUCAUCUACUGGGUCCCUAACACUGUGCACCCCAAUAUCUCCAUGUUCUAGGCAGAGCACAGUCUGGUGCAGGUGCAAUUGUCUCUAGCAUUGAGCAACUGGUAAUCAGUAACCCCACCCUGUUCUCAGUUACUCAGACAAAAAAAGCCUGCAAAAGACCACUGCUAAUUCACCUGCUAGAGAAACCAGGGAAAUAGGACACCCUCCCAAGUGUGGUAAAGUGUGGAGGACCCCUAGGAGUCCUUCCUUGGUAAAAGAUAGCCAUGAAAAAUCAAUCUAAGUUACCACAUUACACAGCCCAAAGCAGCCCCGCAAUGGGUACGUUUAAUACCUCCAUGGGGAAACUGCAGCAACAACUGUAUAAGGGGGAAUAUACGAUAUUCAAGUAUGCCCCAAUGUUUGAGAGUGACUUUAUACAGGUCAGUAAAAAAGGAGAAGUGAUCGACGUGCACAACCGUGCCCGAAUGGUAACUGUGGGCAUUGUUCACACAAGCCCCCACCUCACACUACCUGAUGUCAUGUUGCUGGCCCGACCAGCUGCUAUCUGUGAUGACUAUAACAGACAUGGUCCUGCCACCCAAGAAAAAGGUUCCAAGCCUUCACAGAUCUUAGAGCUAACCAGACUGUUUCCCUUGAAGUUUGUAACAAUAUCCAUCCAUAAUGGUAAAAAACAACAGCUCCGCCUGAAGCUUGCCACUGGCCGCUCUUUUUACCUUCAGCUGUGUCCUCCUUCUAAUACAAAAGAUCUUUUCAUUUACUGGGAAAACCUUGUUUACAUUCUGAGACCACCAGUAGAGGCUUACAGUGGUUCCCAGGCCAUCCCGGUUGGAGACACGCUGGACAUAACUGGGUUUGAAGAAGAGGACAAUAGCCCAGAGACAAAUGUCAUUCAUUUCUAUGGAAGGGAUCAAGAUCAAGUUGACAUCAGGAGUCUUCACAUGAACCCUGAAUUGUUUGGGACCACCUCUUAUGGUUAUGCUGGGGAGGAAUGA
Enhydra lutris kenyoni (northern sea otter) is the source of this 1423-nucleotide messenger RNA. It is a transcript of the gene GARIN6, whose product is annotated as family with sequence similarity 71 member C. The record is from RefSeq and is a predicted model, not a curated record. The transcript is spliced from 2 exons. Gene Ontology annotation, cellular component: nucleus. NCBI's taxonomy places the organism in Eukaryota, Metazoa, Chordata, Mammalia, Carnivora, Mustelidae. The coding region runs from base 695 to 1423 and encodes 242 amino acids.